This is a messenger RNA of Lentinula edodes (shiitake mushroom), 1329 nucleotides long. RefSeq names its product xylose isomerase-like protein. The record is from RefSeq and is a predicted model, not a curated record. Lineage: Eukaryota; Fungi; Basidiomycota; Agaricomycetes; Agaricales; Omphalotaceae. The transcript is spliced from 3 exons. The coding region runs from base 1 to 1329 and encodes 442 amino acids.
AUGGCGGCAUAUACUGUGUUGUAUCCAUACGCUCGACCUAAGUUCGCUAUUGCUUCCUUAUCCCUCGGCACUAACGCCCAUCAUGACCUUCCUACCAAAAUUCGGGUGGCAUCAAACUUGGGCUACGAUGGCAUUGAGAUCUUCAUACCAGACUUCGAAGGUUUCGUCAAUCAAGUUAGAGAGGGAAAGCAUACCGAACUCUUUACCGAGCCUAUACCAACCUCUUCUUCCACUGAGCUAGAUCUUGCGUGCGCAGCGGCGGUUUACAACCUCUGCAACUCUUUUGGCCUAGAAAUUCCUUUAUACCAACCCUUGAGGAACUUUGAAAAUUUCCGCUCCCAAGGACACAUCGAUACCAGCCUUGCAGAGGCGGAGCGAUGGCUUAGGAUCAUGCCCGCGAUGAAGUGUGACUUGCUUCUGGUAUGCUCCAAUUACAUACCUCCACCGUCUCCCAUAGGUGAAAAGUAUACGAUGGAUAUGUACAUCGACGCCCAGGUUGAUGCGUUUCGCCAGCUUGGUGCAUUAGCAGAGAAGUACGGCGUACGCAUUGGCUACGAGCCACUGAGCUGGGGAACGGUUAUCGACAACUGGAUGCAAGUUUGGGAGAUAGUGGAACGCGUUGACCUGGAGAACGUCGGUGUUCUUCUUGAUUCGUUCAAUACACUUGGAAACCAAUAUGCUGAUCCAGGCCAAGCAUCUACGAUAUGCAAGGGCCAGACACUUGCAGCUAUGCUCUUCAAUCUCGAAGAAUUAGCAAUAUCGAUCCCGGUAGAAAAAAUAUUUUUCUACCAGGUCGCUGACGCGGUCCGUCCAGCAGAGAUAUGCUACGAUGACGAUGAUACGCCUCGACGUAUGAAAUGGAGCCGCGCAUGUAGGGUGUUUCCAUGCGAACCUCAAACUCCAUGGUACUUGGGAUUUUUACCAGUAACACAGAUGACUUCUCUGUUACAUCGAAUGGGAUAUCGAGGCUGGUGGUCGCUGGAAGUCUUCAACACUUCAUUACAAGAGAGCGACAAUGGAUGCCCAGAGCGCCACGGUAGUCGUGGAAUAAACGGUUUAAACAUCCUCUGGGACGUUGUGCAAACUGACAUGCAGUCUCGGAGUUUGGACAUCGAAUUGGAGACGUUUUUCGACAGAAAAAGAGCCACCUCUAGUCCUACGUUGUCGACCCCACCACUUUCUACUGGCAGUGAUGCGAGUGACUCGUUUACACCGUCGAGUGACAACGAGUUUGAGCUCGACUUGCCAGAAGCACUCCACAGAAUCGGCGGCUGCGGAAGACCAACCUUAGCCAUUGAUAUUGAGGGACUGAAGACAAAGGACACCUAG